UCUCUCCGUUACCAGGUUAUAGGUGCCUCUGACAGUUUCCUGUCUAAGGCUCUGAGGAAGGUGAUCAUCAAAGAUCAUCGCAGAAAUCUUUUUCUGGGAUAGUCACCAUGUGAAAUGUCGUGGGGGGACGUAAGUAAACAAUAAUGUGGCUCUGGGCACUCCUUCCAAUCUGCUUGGCGGUGUUUGGCACUGUGGGAAUAUGGGUGGUGUUUGGUAUCGCUGUAUCAAAUGAGACUGUUAAUAUCACAGCGAGAUUCCCCUACAUCAGUGAAUGUGGCACCUAUGAUCCACAGAGCUGUAUCUUUUCCCAGGUCUGCAACAUAUGUGCUGUCUUGAUUCUGUGGGUUGUGGUGAUCCGGUUUCAGCAGGUCAGGGACUAUGGUCAGAACAGCAAGGUGAACAUCGCCAGUAUCGUACUGGGCUUCAUCUCAUCUCUGGGCAUCUCCAUCCUCGGCAGCUUUCGGCAAUCCGUGUUGUUUGGCAUCCAUGUGUUCGGGGCUUUUCUGGCCUUCUUUGUGGGCCUGGCCUACUUCUGGUUGCAGGUGUGGCUCACCUACAAAGUCCAGCCCUCUACAGACCGUGGCUGGAUGGGGCCUCUCAGAGCUGCCCUCUCUAGCAUCUGCACCAUCUUGGUCAUCACCAUGGCCAUAGGUCUACUCUUUGAUACUGGCUACCGCUCAAUGGCGUCCAUUUCUGAGUGGGCUCUGGUCAUGUGCUUCUUUGUCCUAUUUGGCCUCUUUGCAUCCGAGUUCCGUCACGUCGACUGUCACCUGCUCACCGGGCAGAAUCAAGGCCUCAGCAAGACUCAGAGCAUCAACAGUGGUGGGAUCAUAAUGUACAAUAGUACAGCCAACGGAACAGUAAUGUAAUAAUUACAUAACAUUUGAACAUUCAACUCUGACUGAUGAAGCUCCACUUAACUGUACAUAUUUGAAACCUAUUGUUGAAUAAAAUCCUACUCUUUUUCUUUGA
This is a messenger RNA of Salvelinus namaycush (lake trout), 972 nucleotides long. RefSeq names its product modulator of macroautophagy TMEM150B-like. The record is from RefSeq and is a predicted model, not a curated record. Bases 144 to 869 code for a protein of 241 amino acids. The transcript is spliced from 7 exons. Lineage: Eukaryota; Metazoa; Chordata; Actinopteri; Salmoniformes; Salmonidae.